Messenger RNA from Sceloporus undulatus (fence lizard), 2892 nucleotides. Its product is annotated as zinc finger protein 260-like. NCBI's taxonomy places the organism in Eukaryota, Metazoa, Chordata, Lepidosauria, Squamata, Phrynosomatidae. Bases 84 to 2243 code for a protein of 719 amino acids. Gene Ontology annotation, molecular function: RNA polymerase II cis-regulatory region sequence-specific DNA binding; DNA-binding transcription factor activity, RNA polymerase II-specific. Gene Ontology annotation, biological process: regulation of transcription by RNA polymerase II. The record is from RefSeq and is a predicted model, not a curated record. The transcript has 2 exons.
AUUGUGAGUUCCUGCAUGGCAGAAUGGGGUUGGACUGGAUGACCCUUGUAUUGGUAUUCUGAAGUGAUCAAAUAAUAUUAGAGAUGCAUCAUGUGCUUUUCUCCCCUUUUGCUUGGCUGGAUGAAGGCUAUUUUCUCUUGCAGGUGACCUUUGGGGAUGUUGCUGUGUACUUCACAGAGGCGGAAUGGGAACUGUUGGAUCAGAACCAGAGAUUUUUGUACAGUGAGGUGAUGAUGGAAAAUUAUGAGAAUGUUUCUUUCCUGGGAGACCUUGUGAACCAUCAGAGAAUCCACACAGGAGAGAAACCAUAUAAAUGCAAGCAGUGUGGGAAAUGUUUUGCUUACAGGCCAGCUCUUUUGAGACAUCACAGAGUCCACUCAGAUGAAAAUCCAUACAAAUGUCAGGAGUGUGGCAAACAUUUUUCUUGUAAGUCACACCUUUUGAGUCAUCAGAGAGUCCACACAGGAGAGAAACCAUACAAGUGCCAGCAGUGUGGGAAAUGUUUUACCUACAAGUCAGUCCUUGUGGAACAUCAUAAAGUCCACACAGGAGAGAAACCAUACAGAUGCCAGCAGUGUGGGAAAUGUUUUGCUUACAGUUCAGCCCUUGUGAAUCAUCAGAGAGUCCACACAGGAGAGAAGCCAUACAAAUGCCAGCAGUGUGGCAAGCGUUUUCGUUGGACAUUUGCCUUUGUGAUUCAUCAGAGAGUCCACACAGGAGAGAACCCAUUCAAAUGCCAGCAAUGUGGGAAAAGUUUUGCUCAGAUUUCAAAUCUUUUGACACAUCAGAGAGUCCACACAGAAGAGAAACCAUACAAAUGCCAGCAGUGUGAGAUAUGUUUUGCUCACAAGUCACACCUUGUAGCUCACAAGAGCAUACACACAGGACAGAGUCCAUACCAAUGCCAACAAUGUGGAAAACAUUUUGCUUGGAAGUCAGCCCUUGUGAUCCACCAGAGAGCUCACACUGGAGAAAAACCAUACAAAUGCCAGCAGUGUGAGAAAUGUUUUGCUCGGAAGUCACACCUUGUGGCUCACAAGAGCGUGCACACAGGACAGAGUCCACACCAAUGCCAGCUCUGUGGGAAAUGUUUUGCUCACAAGUCAAGUCUUGUGAGUCAUCAAAGAGUCCACACAGAAGAGAAACCAUACAAAUGCCAGCUGUGUGGGAAAGAUUUUGCUUACAGGUCAAACCUUGUAAUGCAUCAGAGAGUCCACACAGGAGAGAAACCAUACAAAUGCCAGCUGUGUGGGAAAGGUUUUGCUGAAAGAUCUGUCUUUCUGGCUCAUCAGAGAGUCCACACAGGAGAGAAACCAUAUAAAUGCCAGCAGUGUGGGAAAUGUUUUUCUCAAAAGUCAUCCCUUGUCACUCAUCAGAGAAUACACACAGGAGAUAAACCACACAGAUGCCAGCAGUGUGGAAAAUGGUUUGCUCACAAGUCAGGCCUUGUCGCUCAUGAGAGUCUCCACACUGGACAGAGACCAUAUCAAUGCCAGUCAUGUGGGAAAUGUUUUGUUAGGAAGUCAGACCUUGUCACCCAUGAGAGAGUCCACACAGGAGAGAAACCAUACAAAUGCCAGCAGUGUAAAAAAUGUUUUGCUCACAAGUCAUCCAUUGUGAAACAUCAGAGAGUCCACACAGGAGAAAAAUCACACAAUUGCCAGCAGUGUGGGAAAUGUUUUGCUUGCAAGAUGCACCUUAAAAAACUUCACAGAGUCCACACAGGAGAGAAACCAUACAGGUGCCAGGAGUGUGGGAAAUGUUUUGCUUAUACAUCACAGCUAGUGACACAUCAGAGAGUUCACACAGGAGAGAAACCCUACAAAUGCCAGCUGUGUGGGAAAUACUUUGCCCAGAAGUCACAUCUUCAGAGUCACUUGUUAGUCCACGCAGGAGUGAAACCAUACAAAUGUCAGCAUUGUGGAAAAUAUUUUGCUCAGAAGUCACACCUUCAGCAUCACCUGACAAUCCAUACAGGAGAGAAACCAUACAAAUGCCAGCAGUGUGGAAAAUGUUUUGCUUACAAGUCAGCCCUUGUGAAGCAUCAGAGAAUCCACACAGGAGAGAAACCAUAUAAAUGCCAGCAAUGUGAGAAAUGUUUUGCUUGCCAUUCAGCCCUUAUGAUUCAUCAGAGAGUACACACGGGAGAGAAACCAUACAGAUGCCAGCAGUGUGAAAAAUGGUUUGCUUGCACGCGAUACCUUAAAAAACAUCAGAGAGUCCACACAACAGAGAAACCAUAAAAGUGUCAGAAGUGUGGGCAAUGUUUUGCUCUGGAUUUAACCCUUUUGAGGUAUCAGAAAGUUCACACUGAAGAUAAAAUCCAUCCCACCAUCAUCACAAGCAUGGUUGGUGGCGACACGAGAGCGGGCAUUUUCCAUGUCUGACGCUAGAUUGUGGAACUCCCUGCCCAGGGAGGCCAGAAUGGCACCUUCCUUGUUUACUUUCCACUAGCAGGCUAAGACCUACCUGUUUAGACAGGCUUAUAAAACAGAAAGUUUUUAAAGCAUGGGAUGGCAUUGUAUUGCUUUAAAGUAUUUUUAACAUUUUAACCUUUUUAGUUGUGUUUUAUUCUUUUAAUAUGUUUUAAUGAUGGAAUAAUUUAAUUCUAUUUUAAUGUACUAUUUUUGUAUGAUUUUUACUGUACUAGUUUUUAAUGUUCUGAGCUGCCCUGAGUCCCAGUUUUGGGGAAGGUGCCAGAAAUAAAUACAUACACACAUACACACAUACACUGAACAUGUAAAAUACUUUUUGUUUGGAAAGACAUUACAUCUGUUUUAUAAAUCUGUUAUGAUCCCCUUAGAUGCAAUUUCCCUCCCAAAUCAUUUAAAAAUAUUUUACAGUUGUAUGUUUGUUCAAUAAACCUUGGAAUUAGUUGGAGUAUUUGGCAAA